This is a messenger RNA of Mugil cephalus (flathead mullet), 995 nucleotides long. Its product is annotated as lamin-A-like. Bases 503 to 901 code for a protein of 132 amino acids. Lineage: Eukaryota; Metazoa; Chordata; Actinopteri; Mugiliformes; Mugilidae. The transcript is spliced from 4 exons. The record is from RefSeq and is a predicted model, not a curated record.
ACACAACACAACACAACACAACACAACACAACACAACACAACACAACACAACACAACAUAUAAGAACACAUGGAUGUGGACUAAGACCAGAAAAACAGAUUUUAAACAUCUUUUACUGAUUUAUCAACUCUUUUCUUCUGAGCUAUGAAGCAUUUUCAUCUGUUUCUAUUAAAGGUCUUUCAGAGUGUUUCUUUACACAUCCUGACGUUUGUCUGUCAGCACUUCUUUUACGAGUCAAAAUUAAUGAAGGAGAUCCAUAUUUAAUCUCAUCUUCUCUUUCUGUCUUUUCUCCUCAUGUUGAUGAUCAAAAUAAGACCAAAGAAGAGAAGAAGAACGAUGAGGUGAAGAAUAAUCUCAUGGAUGAAGGGAGAGAAACUCAAACUGCAGCACUUUUUAAUACAAUGUUAAUUACAAAUAAAAUAUGAACCAAAAACUAUUUAGUUCAUAACAAUGAGUGUAAUACAUUAAAUCUCUCUUAAUCUCUUCUUUCUUUUUCCAGUUAAUGAAGCAGAUCAACCAAGAAGAGGAACAACAACAAGAGAAAAGUCAAAAUGUCAAAGAGCAGCUGGAAACCAACAACACAGAGAACAACAGCAGCUCAGACAGUCAGGAGACGUCAGGAGACAUCGAUGUGGUGGUUAAUGACAACUACAAGUUUAUCUGUCUAAGAAACGAGUCUGAUCAGGACAAACCACUGGGAGGACGUCAGUUAAAAGUCCAGAUCAACAAUAGUGAACCCAUCACAUACACAUUUGAUCUAUCAGUGGACGUCAAGGCUGGAGAGUCUGUUACUUUAUACGGUCCAGACUAUGACGAGAGUUUUGCUGGCCCUGGUGACCUGGUGUGGGAGGAGCUGAAGUCCUGGAUGCCUGGAGACAGAGUCCAGGCCUCUCUGCAGUGAAAUAGUUCCCAGUUGAACUCCUUCAAUAAAGUUCAGUAAUCCAGCAAACAGCAACAUUAUAGAUGAGAAACAGCACGACUCAGAUCUUCCUGCA